AUGAACAACAGAUCUUUCAGACUAUAUGGAGAUCCAACGCCCAGCGAUCUUCACUUUAUGCAAAGUUCCACUUCUUCGUUCCCUUCUGCUAGUAGCACUUCCUCAACUAGGUCGGACGCGCAAAGCGCUCCACCUGAGUUAACUCAGUUAUUUGAUGGCAUCUGCCAAAAGAGCGCGGAGUUGCUUCGACUCAGAGGUAGGGAAUUACCUCCGGAGUGGAACAUAGCAGAUCUUAUUCAGGCUGUUAUGGGAGACGAGGCUUUUCUAAUUCCAGGACACCUCCAAGAUACCUAUUACGAUGUUCUUUUAAGGGGGUGUUCGAGUUGGCUUUUAGAAGAUCUCUUCCAUUUUCUCGAUUUAAUCAACUAUGUCUUCUAG
Molecule: messenger RNA, 378 nt
Organism: Nicotiana tabacum (common tobacco)
Lineage: Eukaryota; Viridiplantae; Streptophyta; Magnoliopsida; Solanales; Solanaceae
Source: the annotation of a RefSeq genome assembly